AUGACCAGAACAUCUUCGAUAAUCCUGCGGCCGCGACCAUGCCUCGUAUUGCUUUUGUCAGCUCUGAUAUUCACUCUUUUAUCUGUCAUUUUUCAUUUUCAGAGAGCUGAGCAUAAGACUCUCUGGACGAGAGAUAUCGACCGCAACAGCACAGUCACCCCAAAGGUUCUUAUCAACUGGGAUGAUGCUAUUGAGAAAGGCUAUGUACUUUCAUGUGCUAUGGAUGAUACCGUGGACGGCGCUGCUCACUACAUGCCUAAAAACGUUCCUGUCAACAGUCAAUUUGUGCAAUAUAGCGAUCUGGCAGCCUGGGGAUGGAGUUCCAGCAGUGGCGAUGAAAAUGAAAAUUUCAUCGUGAAGGCAUUCCAAAAGGACCUUACAAGUAUAGACAUAAACCCUGACAACUUUAUCAUGGUCAAGCUUGAUCAUGAUCAACCGAGAACAGUGGACGAACAGGAAUAUCCGCCAUCUGGGGGACGCUACUAUAACUUCUAUAACACCCAGGAUGGUGCUAUAAUAGUAGCAAAUAUGAAUAGCCCAGAAGAUAGUGCAGAUCACAAAUUACCCCGAUACCCCAAAUGUGCAAGAUGGUCCGAUGUGACCUUCCUUCAAUGGCAACAAAUUGCGGGACAGAACAUAGGCAACCUCAAGCAUGUUUUUUACAGUGCAGUUACAAAUGACGAUACGCUGGAACUCAUGGCAACGGCACUAGACAAGGAGGAAGAAUGGUACUACGAAUCUGAGUAUGACGGGCUAGCUAAAGGCAAAUCAUUCCUUCCAGGACAAGAACAGUAUGAAGCCCUCCUAUACAGCCCAAAUAUACGGGGUUUGGCAUGGCUUCUGAUUCAGCAUAAACCACAACUUGGUAUCAGAAGGAUUUCUAAGAUUACAAUUUUCGGGAAAAGAACAACUGAAGUGUGCUAUGCAGCUAUUUACUUGGAGAUUGAAGAAGUUUCGUGA
Messenger RNA from Paecilomyces variotii, 960 nucleotides. RefSeq lists its product as hypothetical. Bases 1 to 960 code for a protein of 319 amino acids. The record is from RefSeq and is a predicted model, not a curated record. The transcript has 2 exons. NCBI's taxonomy places the organism in Eukaryota, Fungi, Ascomycota, Eurotiomycetes, Eurotiales, Thermoascaceae.